GUCCGGUGGGUUCUGGCGUGACGACUCGACGAGCGAUCGUUGUAUUUAGGUUCUUUGGUGUUCACGACCCCAGAUGACAAUCUUGGAGUAUCCGACGUGUCACAUUAGAUAUCCAUUCACUCAUUGAGGUUUACUCAUAUCGACUCACACACUCAACCUCAAGAAAGUUCCCAAGCAACCCACGAUACGCAACUCACUCAGGGGUAAAAUCACGCACCGCAAUCACAACCAAACUCAUCACAUCUCAAGACCAACGAGGCAACACGAAGACCAAGCUACACACCUUACCAACAGCCAUUAUUGACAGAGUCAACUCCUCAAAAUGACAGUCUCAACCCCUCAAACAACAUUCUCCUUCCGCCCCGCAACACUAUCCGACGUCCCCAUUCUCCUCCCCCUAAUCCGCUCCGCCUACCGCGGCGAACUCUCCCGUCAAGGCUGGACGACGGAAGCGGACUUGGUAGCAGACCAACGCAUCGACGAGCGCGGUCUCUCGGCCAAGAUCAAUGAACCCGAGGGUGCAGUCCUCAUCGUCAACGACAACACCAUCCACCCAAGCAGCGAUGAGAAGCCUACCGCGCCGCUAGCAUGCUGCGAAAUCGUGCGAAGUAAACAGAAUCCCGAUGUAGCGUACUUUGGCCUCUUUGCUGUCUCGCCUGAACGGCAGGCUGGCGGGGUGGGGAGGAAGGUGUUGGGGUAUGCUGAGGAGUUUGCGAGGAGGGAGUGGGGGGUGACGAGGAUGGAGAUGUGUGUGCUUUGGAUGAGGGGGGAACUGAUUGCGUGGUAUAAGAGGCGGGGGUAUAAGAAGACUGGGGAGAGGAGAGAGUUUCCUUAUGCGGAGAUGGUUGGGGGUGGUGCUUUGAGGGAUGAUUUGUGGUUUGAGGUUUUGGAGAAGGAGUUGUGA
This is a messenger RNA of Colletotrichum godetiae, 904 nucleotides long. Its product is annotated as acetyltransferase. Lineage: Eukaryota; Fungi; Ascomycota; Sordariomycetes; Glomerellales; Glomerellaceae. The coding region runs from base 323 to 904 and encodes 193 amino acids. Gene Ontology annotation, molecular function: acyltransferase activity, transferring groups other than amino-acyl groups. The transcript has a single exon. The record is from RefSeq and is a predicted model, not a curated record.